AUGUCGUGGUCACGUGCUCGAUUGAGGUGGCGCGUAAAAGCGCGUCAACUUUGUAAUCACUUCAAAGCAUACCACCACGGACUCAGGAUCGUAUUUAUUGCUCCUCAGAUGAGCGACUCGGAGGGAUAUUUUGACGACGACCCUAUCGACUUCGACGCGGAGGCCCUCGGACAACUGGAUGCCAUAGAAGCUGCCGCCCUCGCCGUCGACAACGUUCCACAGUCGGACUACGAUGACUCGUUUGGCGACCUUUCUCUGGCCCUCGACUCCGCAGAUGCGGCGCGACUCGACGCAUAUAUUGCAGAAGUCAUUGAUGUAGAUGCUCAACCUUCAGCGAGCUCCAGUACGCUUUCGCGAUCCACGUCUCGCGCGACGCUUCAGACAACUUUGUUCGGAGAUGUACUUCAGCCACAAGCAAGCUCAAGUCGGCCAAAACCGGCCAAUCCGAUACAAAGAACGAAAUCAAACCCGAAGACACCUUUUGGACGGCCAGCCCCUAAGACAAAGAAAUGGGAUCAUACUGCGUUCGCUAAGACUGGGCUUCGUAAGCCACUCCCAAAGUCCAAGAACAAGGACGGACAGGAUGCGCACGACAGUGACGAGGAAGGUGAAGAAUUCGAACAAUUCCCCGCUCCGUUUGUUCCAGGUGAGGCCACAGACAAUCUUAGCUCGGAUGUUUCUGACGUAAUUACGGUUAUCGUUCUCUUCAGUUGGCCCAGUAUGUUCUUCGUUGUCCCUCCACCAAUGAAACUCGAGCCAGAUCUUCUAGAGGCAAGGCAUUGGAUAUAUCCUCUCAACCGUCCUAAACGUGACUAUCAAUUCAACAUUGUAAAACAUUCGCUCUUUGAGAAUACUCUCGUUGCCCUCCCUACUGGUCUUGGGAAGACCUUCGUUGCUGGUGUUGUGAUGCUGAAUUACUAUCGCUGGUUUCCAGAAGGCAAGGUAGUAUUUGUAGCCCCGACGAAGCCACUUGUGUCUCAACAAAUCGAUGCAUGCCAUCAAGUGUGCGGUAUUCCUGGCAAUGAUGCCAUCGAGCUAACCGGCGAUAAUGUAAGGGCCCUCAGGGCCAAAGCGUGGCAUGACAAACGGGUGAUCUACAUGACACCUCAGACUCUAGUUAACGACCUCACGAAGGAAACCUGCGAUCCGAUGGACAUUGUCCUACUCGUCAUCGACGAAGCCCACAGAGCCACGGGACAGUACGCAUACUCACAAGCCGUUCGGUAUCUCAUGGCGAAGAAUCCUCAUUUUCGCAUACUUGCUCUGACCGCCACUCCUGGUGGUACCCCAGAGAAAGUGCAAGAUCUCGUAGACGCUCUUCAUAUUAGUCACAUUGAGAUACGAGAUGAACACAGCUUAGAUCUCAAGCCUUUCAUUCACGAAAAGCGUAUUGAACAACAUAUCAUCAAAAUGAACGACGACAUAAACCGAGUCAUGGCUCCAUUAGCGAAACUGAUGGAGUCUGUCUUGCAACCGCUCGCCUCGCGGGGAGUCCUCCAUCUCAUGAACGUCUACAAUGCGCACCCUUUUUACUUCCAGAAACAGUGUCAGCAACUGGGUCCUAACCAGAAAUGGGCAUAUCAGCCUCUCUUUCGACUCUCUGGGUUAGCUCGAGCCAUGGGGUACUUGCAAGAGGCCAGUGUUUCGAUGUGCUACAAAUGUCUUCUCAGUCUGGCCGAAGAUAGUAUCGGGGAUGGCACACAAAAGAAGGCUACGGCUGUCUCGAAUGCAAAGAAAUUCCGAAAUGAUCCUCUGUACAAAGCUGUCAUACAAGAGUUCGAGGCUCAGAAGGCCCGAAAGUUUACCAUGCAUCCCAAGCUGGAUCGUCUCAGGACCUUCUUGGUCCAGCAUUUCGGUGGUCUUUUGGCUGAUGCAGCGGACGAAGCUGAAGCACCCGAAGAAACCCGAGCCAUGGUAUUUGUGACUUUCCGGGAGUGCGUCGAGGAGAUAGUAGAAGCUCUCAAUUUCGAUCGCCCCAUGCUCCGAGCGGCUGCGUUCAUUGGGCAAGGCACUGAUAAGGAUGGGAAGAAGGGACUUGCGCAGAAGGAGCAGCUUGAGCUCAUCAAGAAAUUCAAAGCCGGCGAAUACAACGUUUUAGUAGCGACUUCCAUUGGCGAAGAAGGGUUGGACAUCGGCGAAGUGGACCUGAUCAUUUGCUAUGAUGCUCAGAAGACACCUAUUCGGAUGUUGCAACGCGUUGGCCGCACUGGUCGCAAGCGUUCGGGCGUUGUUCAUGUCCUACUUGCAGAAGGCCGCGAGGAACAGAAUUUCGACAAGGCUAAAGACGCCUAUUCUCAUGUCCAGAAAUCAAUAUGCAGCGGCGAAGACCUGGAGUUAUAUGGUGACGUCGAGCGCCUCCUCCCUAGCCACAUCAAGCCUGAGUGUCUGGAGAAAGCGAUGGACAUCGUUGAAUACGUUCGUAGCGACGAAUACAGAAGAGUUGGCCGCACCAAAUCUGCUGGGAAAAAUCCAGAAAAAGAGCCUCGAGUUCCGAAGCGCAAACGCAACGAAGCCCCAGAUCGAAACAUGCCUUAUGGUGCAAUAAGUGGCUUCGUAGCCGCCUCGAAGUUAACGAAGAAACGAAAGAUCAAGAUUUCCGACAAAGAACUGGAGGCUGCGGGGGUCGAUAAUUCUUCCGAUCGGGAGAUUGAAACCGAACUUUUUUACCCUCCUCCCCCUCGGCGGACCCAAUCAUCGACAGCGGCUUCUACUUCCACACGCGAGGCCAAAUCCACUCUCAAGCGUUCCGCCACUACCAACAUCGCCAAAAAGAAGAAGAGUACGAAGAAGGGUAAAGUUGCUCAGUCGCCAGAGCCCGCGCGCAGUCCCUCUCCAGAGAAAUACCCUAGUGAUGAGAAGGAAGCAUUGGGAUCGCCCAUACACAAGACAAUCCCAAAAUCCGCGCCUAAGAAGCGCAAGAAGGCUCCUUCAAUUCCACCUGUCAGUCCUAUACCGCCAUCCCCACCAACAAAGCGGUUGCCAGACGUCCUAGAGCUUUCCUGGGAUGAGGACGAGGGUCGCCAAGAUAUCGAGUCACCACGCAGCAAGGAACGAUCUCAGUUUCAGCCCGCUUCAGCAUCUGGCUCGAACAACGCCGUUGUAGAUAGUAUGGCGUGGCUGGUGGACGGAUCAGAUGACGACCCCAGUAUCCAAAUUAUCAGCUCCAGCCCUCCACCGCCAGGCGCAUUCUCGCUGGACGAUUCUAUGGAGGUUGGCGAACCGAUGCCAGUAACUUGCCAUGAUAGUGGUCCAAGAUCAACGCCUCCCCUCGAUCCCCUCUCCCGCCCAAGUUCACCACUAUGGAGUUCCCCAAGAAAACCACUUUCACCCAUUGUUGCCCAGGCAUGGGGUUCGCCCCCCAACCACAGCGCGAAUCUACGGUCUCCGAAUUUUCUGUCUCCUCCAGUAGGCAAGGUUGGCGAAUCAAGCCGAAGCAAGACCUUUCAAUGCCCACCUACGACAUUCCCUGUACGCCCUGUUGGGAGAUUACAACGCAAACGAGCUCUCCCAGAUAUCGAGCUCGACUCUCCGUCCGUCGAGAUGCCGCCUCCAUCUCAGCGGCGAUUGAAGCGUAAGACAUCUUCAUCUAAUGUACCCAAAGUCAGCAAGGGGAAGGGGAAGGCCCGCGAAACCCUAGGACGUCAGCAUCUCAACCCGCUUUUCGACGUCGCUGCUGAACAUUCGGGAGAUGAAGUCAGCGCAGGCUCUUCUCAUAGCGAAGAUGACGUUGAAGAUGAAACCGAUCGUGCCUUUAUCAAAGAUCUUGCAACGCAAGUUUCGCCAAGUUAUGACCAAUCCCUGAUUUAUCGACAAAGUCUAUUGUCGCAGUAUCCUGGACGGGCCGGUCCUGCUUUCAAGGACAAACCUGUGAGAACAGGAGUCUUCGGUCCCAAAAGAGCUGCGAAACAAUAUAUCAUAUCCAGCUCCCCAGAGCGUGGUAACGAAAGUCCUGACGAAUACCAGUUCGGGAGCUUCGUCGUCGAUGAUAGUGCCGAGAUUAUUUACUCAGAUGGACCUUCCUUUGAUUGA
Pleurotus ostreatus (oyster mushroom) is the source of this 4029-nucleotide messenger RNA. It is a transcript of the gene MPH1, whose product is annotated as 3'-5' DNA helicase. NCBI's taxonomy places the organism in Eukaryota, Fungi, Basidiomycota, Agaricomycetes, Agaricales, Pleurotaceae. Gene Ontology annotation, molecular function: hydrolase activity; ATP binding; four-way junction DNA binding. The record is from RefSeq and is a predicted model, not a curated record. The transcript has 11 exons. Bases 1 to 4029 code for a protein of 1342 amino acids. Gene Ontology annotation, biological process: replication fork reversal; interstrand cross-link repair; double-strand break repair via synthesis-dependent strand annealing.